CGAAACUUCCAGGCGGCGCAUCAGUAGUUGCGCCAUUUUCUUCCACGCAAAUACAAAUUCUCCUAUCAUGGAACCUCUCGAUCCCACCACCACCUAGCAGUCACUACAGAUCUUCUACACGUUACCUCCACCUCAUAACUGACUAUGACAGAGGGCAGUUUUCUUUACUAAUCUCAGAUGGACACGAUCCUUUUAUGUCUGAGAGGAAAAGAAGCCGAGGAAAAAGGGCACAAAAGUAAAUACAGAAAGCAAAACGAUUAUUAGUCGGUUUUGAACCACACCCAUUUCAUAUAAAUUCAUCGUCACAAACUAGAGCUACAAUACGAGUUAUUGGUUAGCUAUUCUUCAAACUCUACAAACAAUUUGUUCAACCACAAGAUUUUUACAAUAUUGCGGGCCGGAAUUCACUUGGGAGGUUUUCAGUUAUAUGGAUUCUGAGCUAUCUUUUACAAUGGAAGGCAUGCCAUUAUCUGAAUUGAAAUCAGAAACUGCAGAAAUCACUUUGACUAUUGAUGAGGAGUUGACAUCAAAAACAGAGUCAAAUAUGAAUACCAUGGAUGGGAUAAUUCCACAACUCUUUGAAACAGUUUCAGGCUGGACUCAUCAAUUUCAAGAUUUUGUUGAGGAUGUUCUGGCUGAAGAUGUAAGUGCAGAACAAUCAUCAAUGCUUUCAUCCAAAGAGCAUUCAACCCAUGGUUCUGAUUCUACUGAGUACCAUCAUUUAUAUGAUGAUAGCUGUGGCACUUCAUCUAUGUCUGCAAAUGAAUGCAGUACUAGUGUAUCUGUGAGAGAAAGUGGAGUUAUAACUAAUCCUGCUCUAUUAUCAGCAAUCGAUGUAACAAAAUCUGCAUUUACAGAAGCAACGCAGAGCUUUUGGAGUACUCCAACGAUUUUCAAAGGGUUCAUGUUUCCCAUAGUUGGUCUCAAAUUUGCUUGGAGAUUGGCAUUUAUAUGUGUUACAUGUUCCUGUUUCCAUGCACGACGUACACAUAGACAACUGAAAAGGUUGGUUGCUCGAGUGCAGACAACUUUGCGAGGUUCUUCACGCGACAUAGGUUGGCUGCAACGUGCUCCUGGAAUGCCUCCGGUUGAAGAUGGUACAAACAAAUUUAAAGAGUUGCUAGAAAGGAUAAGAAAUGGUGAACAUAUGUUGCCUGACAGAUAUGUGUAUUUACUGGUUCCAGGCCUUUUUAGCAAUCACGGUCCAUUAUAUUUUGUUGAUACUAAGAAGUUCUUCUCAAAGUUGGGGCUUGCUUGCCACAUCGCAAAGAUUCACAGCGAGGCUUCAGUUGCGAAAAAUGCCUGGGAACUGAAGCAAUAUAUUGAAGAGCUCUAUUGGGGUUCAGGAAAACGUGUCCUGCUGCUUGGCCACAGUAAAGGAGGAGUGGAUGCAGCAGCGGCAUUGGCUAUGUACUGGCCUGACCUGAAGGAGAAGGUUGCUGGAUUAGCACUGGUGCAAAGCCCAUAUGGUGGCAGUCCAAUUGCUUCUGAUAUUUUAAGAGAAGGUCAAAUUGGAGAUUUUGAAACACGGCGUCUAAUGGAACUUUUAAUUUGUAAAUUGAUCAAGGGUGAUAUGCGAGCGUUGGAGGACCUGACUUACGAACGGAGGCAGGAGUUUAUUUCUGCACAUACACUGCCCACAGAUGUGCCAUUAGUAUCAUUUCACACAGAAGUCACAAUAGCUCCUGGAGUCUUGGCUACCAUGUCCCAUAUUGCACAUGCGGAACUUCCAUGGUUGCCUCUACAAGGUUCAAGUGCCAAUACCGAAGAGGAUACCAGUCAAAUCAAGAAAGUUCCAGUUGCUGUACCUAUUGCAGCAGCUAUGGCUAUAUGUGCGUUGCAUCUUCAACUUAGAUAUGGGGAGAAAAGUGAUGGCCUUGUUACAAGGAGAGAUGCAGAGGUUCCUGGAUCUAUAGUUGUACGCCCAGACAGAAAAUUGGAUCAUGCAUGGAUGGUGUACUCUUCUUCUAAAAAGGAUUCUAUAGAAGCUGACGCGUCUCAAAUGUGUGAAGCUUUGUUGGCAUUGCUCGUGGAGGUUGGCCAGAGAAAAAGUGGUUCACUCUUAGAGCGCAAUUCCCUAUAAUGUAUAUAUCUAUAUUAUUCAUACUUCAUACGUUCUUUGGCAACAGUAGAUGCAUGCAUAUUUUAAUGUAGGCUAAAUAUGCCUUGAUUUUGUUGCCAAAGGAUUUUUUUUAUUUGUUCUAACUUCUACAGAUGGCUGAACAAGUAGAAAAAGAUUCAGUUGCUUUUUCUAUCUGAUUUAUAGUUUUCAUUUUGUACAUAUUUGAUAUUUCUUUCUGAUAAUAAAUUCUACCUUGGUGGGGCAA
Cryptomeria japonica (Japanese cedar) is the source of this 2327-nucleotide messenger RNA. RefSeq lists its product as uncharacterized. The transcript has 11 exons. NCBI's taxonomy places the organism in Eukaryota, Viridiplantae, Streptophyta, Pinopsida, Cupressales, Cupressaceae. Bases 428 to 2083 code for a protein of 551 amino acids. The record is from RefSeq and is a predicted model, not a curated record.